Colossoma macropomum (tambaqui) is the source of this 2886-nucleotide messenger RNA. Its product is annotated as C-C chemokine receptor type 4. Lineage: Eukaryota; Metazoa; Chordata; Actinopteri; Characiformes; Serrasalmidae. The coding region runs from base 98 to 1126 and encodes 342 amino acids. The record is from RefSeq and is a predicted model, not a curated record. Gene Ontology annotation, molecular function: chemokine receptor activity. The transcript has 2 exons. Gene Ontology annotation, biological process: chemotaxis; immune response; G protein-coupled receptor signaling pathway. Gene Ontology annotation, cellular component: membrane.
UCAAGUAAAAGAGAAAGGUGACAUGCCCUUGCCUCAGUUGAACACACACAACAAAAGGACGCCAGUCCUAGCUCCUAGCUCCUAAGUCUAUCCCAAUAUGGAGGACACUGGGACCACAGAAAGCAUGACCACAAUGGACUCAAGCACUACAGAGUAUGAUUAUGAUUCGGGGCCGUGUGACACCAAGAUGUCUGUCCUGAACCCAGCUGUCAUGUCCGCACUCUUCUACCUGGUCUUUGCCCUGGGUCUGCUUGGCAACUGCAUAGUCCUGUGGGUCCUCCUGAAGGUGAUGCACCUGAAGAGCAUGACUGAUGUGUGCUUGCUCAACCUGGCGCUGUCCGACCUGCUGACCGUCCUGUCCCUGCCUUCAUGGGCACUUUACAACCAGGGUCAUCACUUAGGUGCCGACGCCGUCUGCAAAGCCAUGGCAGGAACCUAUCACCUGGGCUUCUACAGUGGGAUCCUCUUCGUGACAUUGAUGAGCAUAGACCGCUACCUGGCCAUUGUUCAUGCCGUGGCAGCUAUGAGGACAAGAACGCUACGCUAUGGAGUGGCCGUCAGCCUUGUGAUCUGGACAAUCUCCUUCUGUGCUGUGCUGCCAGAGGCCAUUUUCGCCGGUAUGGUCUCAGAGGAUAACACAACGCAGUGCCAGAGGAUAUACCCGGAAGAGUCGGCCAGAACAUGGAAGCUGUUCCGCAAUUUUGGUGAAAAUACAGUAGGCCUCUUCAUCUCCUUGCCCAUCACGGUCUAUUGCUACGUCCGGAUUCUACUGGUGCUGAGGAAGACAAAGAAUUCCAAAAGAGGUCGAGCUAUGAAGUUGAUCUUUGCUAUCGUCAGCGUCUUUGUGGUCUUCUGGGUGCCGUAUAAUGUGGCCGUAUUCCUGCAGACCCUGGAGCAGCUGGAAAUCUUGCAGUCAUGCGAGGCCAGUCAGCAGAUCAAUGUGGCCUUGGAGCUGACUGAAACCAUCGCGCUAGUCCACUGCUGUGUGAAUCCAGUGAUCUACGCCUUUGUCGGAGAAAAGUUUAGGAAAUGUGUGGCAAAGUAUCUACUCCGUAUCAAGCUCUACCAGACCACAUCAAUUCAGUCGAAAGCCUCGGAGAACGAAACAUCCAACACACCUUUGUAAGAGACCUGUGUUGGACUUCUACCUAUAUAUAUUUUUCAUUUCCUUAGUUAUAGACUCUUUAAAAGGAUGAUUUUUGGACUAGACUGCACAUAAUCAGUUUUGUUGCAAGCUCGACUAGAGUCUCAGUCUCCGAGCUGAGGCUGAGGCGAGUAUCAAGUCACUUUCAAGCUUGAGGACGGACAGGAAUGUAUUAGAGGACAUGAUAAUGAUCAUUGUAAUAAUAGUUUUCUGUAUAGUUUGUAUUACUACUCAAAAAAGUCCACUCUACGUUACUUCAUCACUGCUGCACUCACAUAUGAGGGCUAUGAGUGCCAAGAAUUACAAAUCAGUGAUGGUAGGACUCAUUUUUAAGACUCAUCUUUAAGACUCAAUUCCAGAAAUCAUACUCACACUUUAAACUCAAUUGUAACUCCAGGAAUCAAGCCACACCAUUUUAGCUCAUUAAAAAAAACCCUGACCAUGCUAGGAGGACAGUCCCUCUUUCCACCCACUUGUGCAACUAAGGGAAGGCCAGACAUUUUCUUAGUUAUCUAACACAUCCUGCACAUGGCUUAAAGGCUACUUUGCUUUUUAUUACUGCCAUUUGCAUGUUAUUACUGCCAUCACAGUGGCAUUCAUAAAAUGUAACUAAAGCAAAAGCUUACGCCCAGUGUUUUAGCUACUUCACAAUACGUGAAAGACAAAGACCUUUAGCAAACACAGUGCCCUGCCAGGCCAGGUUUUCUUAAAGAUAGAUCUUGCCAGGGCACUGUGUUUGCUAAAGGUCUCUGCAACGUAAACAAAAAGUGCAAAGAGGGGUACACAAGAGUCAAAUCCCACCUACAGGUUAACACAGAGCCUCAAAUGACGUAAUGUUACCACAAGAGGUAGUAAGGAAGUCCCACCAGACCACAAGACGCUCAACUUCACAAGGAGAAAGUGUAAAUAUGCUGAUUGGAUUAGUGCAAGAUUACUGUGGAUUAAAGAACUGACAGAGAAAGAAUAGAGCCUCUCUCAUCACCACAGCUAGAAUCAGGCCACAUCUGCGUUUGUUAAAUAUGGGCUUCAUCAGAAAUUUAUGUUGUAAAUAGACUGCUAAACUGGCACACUAGAAAGGUUACUGUGUCUGGAACUGUAGUUUGAAACUAUAUUAUACUUCAAUUAGUAGACGAAAGCCACCUGCAUCCCAAACCACAUCCGGUCAAAACGCAACAUGUGUGAUGCUAUGCCAUCAUUCUAAAGGACAGAACAUACAGGAUUAUAACUUGAGUUAUGUUGUAAACUUGGCAAUAUGUGUACAUUUUGCAUAAUAUGUAUCAUGUAACAUGUUGUUCAUGAUCACAAGUGAAAAGUUCUGUGGUGUUCUGAAAAUUUCCACACUCGCCUAAAUGCAGAACUACAGAAGCAGGAGAACAGCGUGCAAUGCUAUUGUAAAUAUGUACGUAGUAUGUGGAACUCGACUUCGGACGGAGUGAUGGAAACUGCAGCUAAGACAAACAUGUAAAUGAAAUGAAAGCUUCUGAGGUCACAGUUCCUCAGAAAGACUGGUUGCACAUUUCUUUUUAUGCUAUAAGAUGGAAAUUUUCCCCAAGACCUGGAAAGUAUGAUCUUUGCAGCACUGAAAGUACCAGUUCUGCAUCUUUUGUUCCUAAAACUGCGUUCCUAAGAGAGACAUUGUUUACUUCAUCAUUACGCAGACUUCAACGAUAUAACUGAACCCGACUUGAGUUUUAAAAAAUAAUAAAAUCUAAUUUUCCUAAAGACAUAUUCUUACUGCAUUA